AUGCAGCACUCGCACACGCCACAGGGCAAGGCUCGACGGACCCCAUCCCGCGCUGCUGCUCGGGACGCACCGCCACCUCGCACCUUCUUCGCCUCGGUCAUCAACCGCGAGCUUGCUCCGCGCCGCAUCUCGGUGGCGGCGCUGCUGCCAGAGCUCUCGUGCGACGAGGACGCAGACGUGUACACGUUCGGCGGCGGGCCGACGCAGGCGGGGCUGCCGUUCUGCCCACGCUACUGCCCCUGGCCCGCCUGCCCGACCACGCUCGGCGUCGCCGACGAGGAUGGCUGCAUGACCCUCGUCGACGCGGCGCAGCCAGCAGAGGCGCCCGACCAGCGGCGCUGGCGCUGGCGGGCGCACCGGAACGCGGUCUUUGACUUUGCGUGGUCGCCGGCGGAGGGCCGCCUCCUCACCGCCUCGGGCGACCAGACCUGCGCCCUUUGGGACAUCUCCCGCUGCGGCAGCAGCAGAGACGCCAACGAGGGUCGCCUCCUCCUCUGCAGGGGCCACCGCGGCUCCGUCAAGUCGGUCGCGGCGCGGCCCGCCGACCCGCACGUUUUCGCCUCGGGCUCGCGCGACGGCUGCAUCCUCGUGUACGACGUGCGGCAGGGCGGCGAGCCGGUGAUGGCGCUGCGGGGCGUGCACGAGCCCUCGCCCCCGUCCGCCGCCAAGCGCAAGCGCGGAGGGCUGCCCAACGUCGGCCACCACGGGGUGACGGCGGUGCUCUACCUGCUUGACGAGCGGAACGUGCUCGCGACGGCGGGCGGCACCGACGGCGCGAUCAAGCUCUGGGACGCCAGGCUCGGCGGGGCGGGCCGCGGCGAGCGCGGGCGGAGGGCGGCGCAGCCACUCUCCGUGCUGGCGCCGGACAGCGGGAGGGAGAGGCCGCACGGGAUCAUCUCCCUCUCGACGGACGCCUCGGGCGGCCGCCUCGCAGGGCGCGCCCGCGCGGUCGUGCGGCGGAGCACGGACCACACGCUGUACCUGUACGAGACGGUCCGGCCGGAGGUUGGCGAGGUGGGGAGGUACAGGGGGCACCGGGCGGGCACGUUCUACGUCAAGUCCUCCCUGUCGGCGGAUGGCCGGCAGGCCAUCUCCGGCUCUUCGGACGGUGCGGUGUACGUGUGGCAGCUCGACGCGCCCGCCGCGCCCCCGCUCCUGCUGCGCGGCCACUCUGCCGAGGCGACGGGCGUCGACUGGAGCGCAGCGCGCCCCUCGCAGGUCGGCUCGCGCUCGGAGCCGUGCGCCUCCGACCCGACCCAGCUCGCCUCCUGCUCCGACGACGGCACCGUCCGCGUCUGGCGCGUGGCGCGCGGCGCAGCGCGCAACGCGCCGUCGCUGGGCGCGAACUUGCGCGCGCCGGGGCGAGGCGACACAGAGGCGGCCGGCGGCGGGGAGGGCGACCCUCCUCCCGCGGCGAGCGCGAUGCCCACGCAACACGCGCCGCCCUCCGCGUUGGGCGCCGCCGCCGCCGGAAGCAGCGCCGGCGCCGGCACCGCGCCGUCGGUCGAGAGCGGGCCAGCGGCGGAGGCGGGCCCGAGCGCCGCGUCCGCGCCGCCACGCACGCCGAUGGCGCAGCGCUCUGCGCCGAGGGCCCCGGCCAGCUCGAGCCAGUCGAGCUUGCGAGACUACUUUUGUCCGCGGGGAUCGGCGUGA
This is a messenger RNA of Emiliania huxleyi CCMP1516, 1653 nucleotides long. RefSeq lists its product as hypothetical. The transcript is spliced from 6 exons. Lineage: Eukaryota; Haptophyta; Isochrysidales; Noelaerhabdaceae. Gene Ontology annotation, biological process: proteasome-mediated ubiquitin-dependent protein catabolic process. Gene Ontology annotation, molecular function: protein binding; protein-macromolecule adaptor activity. The coding region runs from base 1 to 1653 and encodes 550 amino acids. The record is from RefSeq and is a predicted model, not a curated record. Gene Ontology annotation, cellular component: nucleus.